AUGAGAACCCUUUCCUUAUCAGAAUCAUGGGAGAAGAGAAAAACCCAUCGAGUCAAACUUCCCCGUAUAGGCUCUAGAUAUCGUUUCUUAUAUGACGAUGACCCAGCGCGAGAGAUAAAUGAAGAGAUUGCAAAACGUGGUGGAAAUAUCUUAGGUGUAGCAGAGAACUCUUACUUUGUACAAAUUUAUGACGACUUGACUCAUUUGCAGCAAUCGAUUUUGAAGCAACAUGCUAAAGAUGUUGCGACAUCUGCCAAAGAGCGCGAUACAUGGUCGGCCAGGAUUAAAUCUAAUCCAACUAAUUUACUCUUUGUCUCUACCAUCAGAUUACUGUUUCGUAACUUCAUCUUACUGUGUGGACAACCUCUAUCGUUCAUCACUCGACCUUUUGAUACGUUAUACGAGGUGUUAUUUUUUGGAACUGUGUAUACUGCCUUAUUCUUCUCGAACUGGCUUUUCCUCCUUUUCAAAAUCUUUCGUGUAAGGAAAUGGGUCUCAAACAUAGGCCACGAACACGGUGAUGGUUUGUCUGUGAUAAACUGGGCUAACAUCAUUGACCUUGACACAUUAGACAUCUUUACCCGGAAGCGAGACGUGUUUUCAAACGCACGGGCAACGUUUGCGGGAAAUUUUAAAUCAUACGUAGAAGAUCGCCCUGGACUUGAUCAAUAUUUGGAAGAAUCUGACAAACCUCUCAAGUUCGAUAUUGAUGUUGCCAGAGCUAUCUUACUCAUGUGUGCUGUUGUUUAUGAGCGCAAUACCGCCUUUGUUCAAAAAGCAGCCGAAGCCAGUUUAUCUCACAACAUCCCUAAUGAAGAGUUGGUCUUCUUACUCAAAAGUGAGGAGCCUAUGCUUCGAAUCGCAGAUGAGUGGGGACUAGAUUUUAUUGCAAUAGCAGACUUCCGCUCGCUGUCAGGACCCUUCAUCGGGGCUUUCUAUCAAAUCGACCCAAAUGUUCUCUCCCAUGACCAGCAACCAUACAUUGUGUUGGUCGUGAAGGGUACUAGUCUAGAUGCGUUUGGCGAAUGGGUGAUGGAUGCCACUGCUAGCUUUGAGUCAUGCUCCGACUUUCUUGGUGCCGGUAUGGCUCAUGAGGGAUUCUACGACGCCUUAUUUCCAGCGAAAAACUCUGGACAAAAGCUAAUCGAAGAGAUCGCAGGGGUCGCAUGGCGGGAUAAUGCCAAAAAGACUAAUCUUUUCAUCGGAGGACAUUCAUUGGGAGCAGGAAUCGCCUCUUUGUUAUAUGCCAGGAUGCUCGAGUCUCCGGAGGACCUGGGUGACAAAAUAGUGCUCAGAGAUGCCUACACUUUUGGCACACCUCGAGUGUGUGAUGCGAAAUUGGCGUCAAGGUUUGAUUAUAAUUUGAACAGGCCGGUCAAUCGGGGUCGUCAAUUAUGGCGUGUUGCCAAUCGUUCUCGUUCUAGUUGGGUUGGAGACAUUGUGACUCAUGUCCCACCCGGCUAUGCCGAUAAUCGAGAGCUCCGUGGGGCUCUGCAAGACGCGAGUUAUUUCUCAUACGCAGCGAUUGGUAUUAGACUGCGUACUUCCCCCCACACGUCACGUGGACUGAGACUGAUGAAUACCGACUUGGAAGAAUAUCAUCAGCCCAACGGCAGAAAACCCUUUCACUCAAUAGACGAUACUCCAGUCGGGUUCGAAUCCAUUGCGUGCAAAUCAGAAGAUGAAGCAGCAUACCAGUUCUCACGAUUCAAAGAAGAAUCGCAGUAUAACUUCCCUCGAGACCUUGUCCAACUCAGCAUGGAGAUUGUUGGAACUUUUUUGCCUUUUGUACAUGAUCACUUCCCUGCGAGCUACUUGGAGGCGUUGGACAGGAUGCAUGGAACCAUCACCAUUGGCGAAAAAAAGCGAGCAGCUCGGGAACAAAGAGAUCAAGAAACUCAAAACAGAAGAUCGAAAUCUGAAGCCGACAUCAAAGUACUUUAG
Melampsora larici-populina 98AG31 is the source of this 1944-nucleotide messenger RNA. Its product is annotated as lipase class 3. The transcript has 10 exons. Lineage: Eukaryota; Fungi; Basidiomycota; Pucciniomycetes; Pucciniales; Melampsoraceae. Gene Ontology annotation, biological process: lipid metabolic process. Bases 1 to 1944 code for a protein of 647 amino acids. The record is from RefSeq and is a predicted model, not a curated record.